Messenger RNA from Meriones unguiculatus (Mongolian gerbil), 5550 nucleotides. RefSeq names its product doublecortin domain containing 1 (gene Dcdc1). The record is from RefSeq and is a predicted model, not a curated record. NCBI's taxonomy places the organism in Eukaryota, Metazoa, Chordata, Mammalia, Rodentia, Muridae. Gene Ontology annotation, molecular function: microtubule binding. Gene Ontology annotation, biological process: intracellular signal transduction; regulation of mitotic cytokinesis.
AUGCUGCCUUCCCUCUGGGAAUAUUACAAGUGUCCAAAUCCUGGAGAGUUUAUGUCAAAUCGCAAAGCUGUUAUUAAAACUACUGACGAUUGUUUGCAGCUUCAGUUUGGCCCCAACAGACUUUUGCAUUCAGCAGCUGUGUCAGAGGCAAGCCUUUAAGAUUGUUCUACACAUCAAACAGCACCAGAUCACAGCCAGGAGGAACCAUCAAAUUCAGAUAGCUACAAAUCCAAGAGUACAAACAAUUCUUGUUUUAUGUUGGCAUCCAAGAGAAACAGAUCUGUCAGUGUGCCAGUGGGUCAGCUGAGAGUAUCAGAGUUCUCUCUAAAAUUUAAGUUACCCCCUAGUUGUCAAGGAUUGUCUCAGAGAAAUGAACAUCAAGCAAGAGCCACUAGAGUAAGGGCUUAAAAAAAGGGAUCCAAAACAGUCUCUGCCAAAGUUACAGCAGCAACCAUCGUCUUGUUGCUGGAAGGCUGCAAGCUGACUCUGAACACCGCAGCACGGAGAGUGUUCUUGGCACGCGGCGCAGAAGCCCUCAAACCGGAAGGUUUACCGCAUGAAGCCAACGUCUCUGUUUCAACAGGAGAGAGCCCUUUUCAGAAUCCCAGAAAAACUAUCUUAGACCAUCUGUUGUUAAUGAAGAAAGCAACUUGGACAAUGCAUGGGUUGAUGCUUCCUGCUGAUGUCAAAAGACAGGAAAUCAAGCCUGUCCUUUCCAGAAGGAUGAAGAUGCUUCCUCAGCAGGUGUCAGUGAGAAUUCGCCUUAAGAAUGGCAUGAGGCAGGAUGGGCAUGCAAUUACAGUGGGAAAGGAAACAAGGACAAAGGUUUUACAUGCCUGCACAGUGAAAAGGAAUCUAGAUUUGCCAGCCAGGUGUAUUCACCACAUGAAUGGUAGAGAAAUUGAAGACAUCUCAAAAGUUCCUCUGCUUGAAAAAUGCCUGCAAAAUUCCAUCACACCUUUGCGGGGACCACUUUAGGUCUCUAAGGGAGAAGGUUUCAGCCCCUCGGGCACUAAGAUGUACGUCCAAGGAGUUCUUGGGGCCUUAGAUCAACGACUAAAGUCUGCAAAAAAUUAUUACAAGCAGGUAAACUUGAUGAUGAACAAGAGAAAAGCAAAAGUAACAGAAAAGGCCACUCUGUUGAUGACACCAGAGGAAUACUGGAAGUCACAAGAAGAGGUGAGUAUGCUGAUUGAUGAAUUGUAGACAGCUAUCAAAAGCAGCAGAGGUCGCCUGGCCAAGCUUGGCCUCCAAUUACAGGCUGAGCAGGAGCAGUUCUCCUCUCUGGUCUGCCAACACAUUAAAAGCCUUCCAGCAAACACCGUGGCCCCAGGAGGCCUGCUGCUCAAGGUAUUUGAAAAUGGUAAACACACUGGAGAGAUCACCGUGUACAGCAGUGGAAAAGAUGUAGAGUCUAACAGCCCAACUCCAGGUGACAAUACAAUGCAAAGAGUAAAUAAUUCUUUGUGUGACGGCUGCAAAGGCUCCUCUCCCAGUUCACAAGGCCUCCUCCAUUCUUCUUCAGCCGGGAUUUCCGAUGAACACGGUCAAGAGAUUAAGAGUCCACUGCAGCUGAAGAAUGGGCAAAGCAUUUGGCUUUCUUGUGGGAAAGCAUACAGAUCUCCACUAAAGCCUGUGUUGGCUCUGACCUUUGACCGAGCGACUGCUUUUGUCAGCGAUGGUAUCACUCCCGUUUAUAAGACCCUUGUGGAUGCUGAUACUGUUCCAUUAUUUGGAUGUGAGUAUCUUACUGUUCUUCGUUGGGAAGUUUGAGAGGGAUUUCCAGUGAACUCCGACUGCACCAGUCAACAGAUCCCAGGUUACUUUGAGAAAGUGGCCUUGGAGAGCCAUUCCCUACAGAACAAGGUGGGUCCCAAUAUCGUUCCUUAUGCCUCCAUUUCAAACAGAAAGGACAGUUCCCCAAGGAGUGACAUGAAUAGCAGCUAUCAGAGAGUGUCCUGGCUGGCAGGUAGCAUGUGGCCGAUCACCAAGACUGGGAUGAUCCUGAGGAGAACGAUAACUCAGGGCUGCCUGGCUAUUGGUCAUUCAGUUGGAGUGAAGACCACCAAAGGAACUAUAAAUUACUGCUACAAAAAAAAAAGAAAAGCGACUCUACUUCACGUAGUCACCAUCAACAUCUCUUCAAGCAGGGAGUGUGGUCUCCGUGCUGGCACUUGUGACUGGCUUGAUCUUCAGCAGAGUAAGGGGACCAAUGGGGAUGUUGAAGAGUACCUGAUGUCUUCUUCGGUCUGUGCUCUUCUGAGUCAGAAUAAACAGGCUAAAUUCUCCACCUUGCAGAUUGAAAGGGCUAAGCCUCAGUUUUUCCUGACCCUGCUGGAGGAUUUCACUGCUGUAGUGGAUGUGAAGCAGACAGAGGACAUCAUUCAUCACAGAGCCUGGACCACCGUUCAUCAAGAAGAGUACAGAUACUGUGUAGAAGAGGCUUUGCAGAAGCAAGCCAACAGUCCUUUACUGAAAUAGCAGCAGGAGCCCUCCGACAAUCAUGUCGUGCCAGACAGCUCUCUUGAGGAGACAGAACAGCUGACUGGGCUGCUGCUGAAGAGACAGGAAGGGAAACCUCCCAGGGCUCCUGCUCAAAGGUGGGCAGUAAGGCAUAAAGGGACCAGCAAGCCUGGCCAGUGGAAACACCCCAAAGUUGAAAAUUCUCUGUGGAACAAGCUUACAUCCCUGCGGCCAGUCCUGCCCUGUGGCCAGCUUAAUGAGGAGCUUGACUGGCCAAUAGAAGACCUACUGGUGCCCAACAGCCCUCUCGUGAAGAGGCCGGUUUUUAAGACCGAGCAUCGUGUCCCUGUGAGACUCCGUGUUCUGAGGAACGGAGACAAGAAAAACAGCAGAGCCCCCGCGAUUGUCCUGGUAGGCUCACCUGGAUGGAAAACGCAGUGCACUGAAAUUUUAAAUUUACCUUCUGCUGCUCGGAGGAGGCUUUUCCGUGAAAAAGGGAAGGAACCUUUUUCCCUGACGGACCUACAGAGAUGGUGCGGGAUUGGAACUGAGAGGGCAUGGGCACAGCUGAGGAAACACCCUUGGUUGCAAGGCUCCCAGGUCAGCAUCCACUGGCAAGCAUGGAAGAGGCCCUGGGAGUCUGACGACACAUACAGUUACGGCUUUGCCUCCUUCCGCACACUCUGCGGAACUGGUGUCUCUGUCAGUACUUCGCUUCUCUCCGUUACUGGGUGGUAUCCCAUGAUACUGAGCUUUGGCUGUUCACCCACUGUGUAUGUUUCGUGUGGAGAACACUGGAUCAAUCCUGACCUCUCCAUGGCUCAACAAAGGAAGCAAGUCUUCCUCAGAAGCCUCGAGGCUGACAUUUGCAAGAUUAAAACCUUUUGCAGCAUUCGCAAGGUGGAAGCUCUUGUUUUAGAAGUCCAAAGUGACCUUGUUCCUGAUAAACCUGUAGCCAGUUUUGAAGGAGAGAAGCAAGUGAAAGGACCAGAGGGAAGGGAGAUGGGAAAUUCUGCUUUAAUAACAAGAGAUGCUUGCAGAGACACUCUAGAUUCAUAUGCGAGAGCCCAUCUCCUCAUGGAAGCCUGUCGCAGGAUGCUCAAAUAUGCUUAGCAGGAUCCUUCAUACAACCUUGCCAAUGGUUACAGCCUUCCAAAGAAAAUGGAGAAAGAGCUCUUUAAAAAUGAAACACAGAGUUUCCUUCACCUUAGCCAUUUCCCAAAGCACAGCAGAUAGCAGAAGCCAUGUCACCAGGAGUUUGAAUACAGAGACGAGCAAAUCAUUUGCCUUGCUGCUCCUCAACUGGUCCUAGGGGUACAAGGCUCCAGAUUCCAGCCAAGCACAGAGGUCAUUUUAGUGGAGAAGAAAUCUGAUGAUAGUCAUCAACAUUGGAUACACAAGAAAGAUGGCGGGACCUUCCACCUAGUGAGUAAUCCAGACCUUGCGCUGGCAGUGAAUAUGACCAAGGCUCAAAAUGAAACCCGUGGCUAUCCAGUUAUUAUUCAGAAAUAUAAGCCAUACAGCAAUGAGGCUGCCAAUCAAAAGUGGCAUUACAUGGAAAAUAAAAGAACAUUCAUAGCUUUUCACAGCACAGCCCUGGAUAAGGAAAUCACAGCAGCGAAUUCCUCUGGCCUUUGCACGUCCUCUGUCACUAAAGAAAACAUUGAUCAACCUGGGUACUGUUACCUCUCACCUGAUGGAAAGGGAAAAAUCAUGCUCUGCCUGGCGCGCGGACAGUCCAUGGGGGCAGAGAAGGGGCUGAGACAUCUGCCUCCAAGGACUCCAUUCUUCUGUGUUUCAGGCUCUGAACAGAAGUCCUUGUGACGAGGGUCUUUCAAGGUCAUCAGUGUUGCCAAGGUACAUACCAGGCUCUGCUGCUGCCCAUCUGAAAACACUCUAAGAUAUGAAAAGCAUCUGUCAUCUUCAUGGACAAAGACAUGUGAAUGCACUGCUACUCACUGUGGCGUGGUAGCUUUGUACCAGAAGGUGGUGAAAAUAAUUGCAUACAAAAAUGGGAAUGGGUAUCCGAAUGGGAAGUUAAUUGUGGCUGGGACAUUUCCGUAUCUUCUUGCAGAGUGCACGGAACGACCUAAACUCACCAGAGCAGCUUCCAAAAUCUAUACCAGAGAUGGAACCACCAUCCUCACCUUGCGUGGUUUGCUUCUGUGGGCUAUCGGUGAAAACCUUCCCCAGGAAGACCCUGAGGAGCAACAGACAAGCACAGAGUCUGUUGGGACAGAAGAGAUAGCUGUUCAAAAUGCAGAAGAAAGCUCAAGAGUGAAAACGGAAAGCAUAUUGGAUUGUUUGGGGGAUCUAGAUAAGUAUCUGCUCGCUCAGGUCCUCAAAAGUCCUAUCGCCAUUUGGGUGUUUGGUGGUGAACCAUUUCUGCUUCUAACAGUGCAGACCCCACGGAAAUCAGAAAAAGUAAAAAAACAAGACUGGCUAAAGAGGAACAAAAUUUUGGCUGAUUUAGACACCAUGAAACACAAGAUGCAACAGUUGAAAAGGCAGUGAGUAGCAGCCUGUCAGCCAGCCCCCAUAGUUCCUACCCCAAGCCCUCUGCAUCCAGUGGCAGUUGAAGGAGGCUGGACUGAGACUGAAGAGGAAACGAAGCUCAUGGAACUGAUAAGACAGACAGAGGCACACCUUUCUGAAGGCCAAGAACGGCAGCCCAGGUGCUCUGUGAUUGCAGCUCAGGGAAAAGCAGAGCAGCACCGGCUGUACCAGGUUCCCAGAGUGAAGUAUGUGUGGGCCUACCAGAAUGAAGACAGACCGGACGGCAGCGCUUACGCCCGGGCCAGUGCUAUUUCAGAAUUGCUGGAUGACUGCACUGCUCGUCUGAAGAUGUCCCAACCAGCCAAAACCUUUUAUACCUCAAAUGUGGAGCUCAUUCAGUCAUGGGACGACAUAGAAAGGGAUAACUGCGUGUCUGCAGGACAUGGCUUUAUAACCUCCAAAGAAUUGCUUCAAGUGAUGGAAGUCAAAGCGAAUUAUGCCGGAGUCCGAAGGCAGCAUGGUCCUGAAGCAGCAGACACUGUGGUGUCACCGUCCAUGAAGCUGCUGUCUCUCCUGCAGCUACACAACUGA